ACAAUGUUUGUGAUUUUGUUAGAUGAAGAAAAAAACCAAAGCCGCAAUUCUUGCCUCAGUUGCAUCUGUCCUCCUUGUGGGGGUUGCAUUGUUAAAGAAAUUACGACGUAGACGUAGAGAACUGCCUAGGGCGCCUUAUGUUAACCAUGCCGCCGAGAGAGAGGAAUACAUAAAUAGUGUUUUGCAUGGAAGUGAGAGACAUUGUGUGAAUCAACUUAGGAUGAAGCCUAUAGCUUUCCACCACUUAUGUCACACCCUCACUGAGGGGGAGCACGUACGUCCGACUGUUCACAUGUCUGUUACGGAGCAAGUGUUCAUUUUCUUGCACAUUAUUGGUCAUAAUGUGAGGUUUCGUGUAAUGGGUAGUCGGAUCUAUAGAUCAACUGAGACUGUUCAUAGAUACUUCAAGAUUGUCCUUAGGGGGGUCCUGAAAUUAUAUAGAGCUCUAAUAAGACUGCGUAGCGAAGAUACACCUCCAGAGAUAAGGAAUAGCAGAAGGUUUUACCCAUAUUUUAAGGAUUGUGUUGGAGCAAUAGAUGGUACACAUGUUCGUGCAUCUGUGCCACCUGAAAUACAAGGAAGAUUUCGUGGUCGCAAAGAUGGAACCACGCAAAAUGUGUUAGCUGCCAUUAGUUUUGACUUAAAGUUCACUUAUGUGUUGGCUGGAUGGGAAGGCAGUGCACAUGAUUCACGUGUAUUAAAUGAUGCAUUUGCUAGGACAGGGGGAUUUUCAAUUCCCAAUGGUAAAUUUUAUCUUGGUGAUGCUGGGUAUGGUAAUAAAAAUGGAAUAUUGUCACCGUAUCGGAGUGUACGAUAUCACUUGAAAGAGUUUAGUGAUCGUCCUCCUGAGAAUGCGCAAGAAUUGUUCAACCUCCGACACUCUUCAUUGAGAACUACCAUUGAGCGAGGGUUUGGAGUGGUGAAAAAACGUUUUCGAGUGUUGGAUGCAGAACCAUAUUGGUCUUUCCCAACCCAAGUGAAAGUAGUGUUAGCGUGUUGUGUGGUUCAUAAUCACAUUAUGGGGGUUGAACCAAAUGACCAUAUUAUGGAAGAUGCAAUGAACCAAGUAGAGCUUAGUGACCACCAACAAGAAACACAAUCCCAUCGGGAGUCCGUCGAAGAUAGUAGAUCAUGGAAUGCUAAGAGAGAUGAGAUAUGCCAAGCCAUGUGGUCUGAUUAUAUCAGGAGUGGAGAGUAGUAUUUUAUUUAGAUUUCUAUGAUUGUAAUGUGUUUUUCCUUUUUGUUUUUUUGUAAAGACAAUGUAUGUAAUAUAGACUUUUGGUGAUGUAAUGAAAAAGAAUUUUUAGCAUUACAUUGUUAUUUGAUGGUAUUACAUUGUCAUUUCCAUAGUUAGCAUGUUCCAUUCUGUUGUACACAUUCAUAAGCGUGGUUGUAUGUGUGUUUGAUUUGUUAUUCAUGU
Molecule: messenger RNA, 1420 nt
Organism: Quercus lobata
Lineage: Eukaryota; Viridiplantae; Streptophyta; Magnoliopsida; Fagales; Fagaceae
Exons: 3
Coding region: 23-1198 (391 amino acids)
Source: RefSeq, a predicted model, not a curated record